CGUGGUCUUCUUUUACUUAAAACAAACACACGCUCUCCUCGUUCUCCUCCUUCUUCGUGCUCUCCGCCUCUUCUGUCUUUCUCUCAGAUCUCUCUUCCUCUUUCCUUGAAUCUAUCGUAAUCGAUUCUAAUGGCUUCUACAACUGGUGCUUCAUUGAAAUUCACUUCCCUUUCAUCUUCUUUCAAGCAGACACAGGUUCCUCUUCGUGGGGUCUCCAAUGUCAACUCAGUCAGCUUCCCAUCUCUUAGAAUGCGACCAGGGUCAUUGCGCUUCCGCGUUUCCUGCGCGGCCAAACCAGAGACAGUGAACAAAGUUUGUGAAAUAGUGAGGAAGCAACUGGCACUACCUGAUGAUUCUUCCGUCACCGGGGAGUCAAAGUUUUCUACACUUGGAGCUGAUUCCCUUGACACGGUCGAGAUUGUGAUGGGACUCGAGGAGGAGUUCGGAAUCAGUGUGGAAGAAGAAAGCGCCCAGAGUAUUAGCACCGUUCAGGAUGCAGCUGACCUGAUUGAGAAGCUCAUGGAUAAGAACUGUGCUUAAAUUGCAAACAGCCCAAGACAAGUCACUUAUGAACCCCUUUUUUGCCCCUCCUAUGUGGGCAUACCGUUGGCUUUGUUUUGUUGCUUAUGGAACGUUUAAAACCUAAUAUAGUAUCUUACCUGAUGAAUCCACCCGAAGUUUGGCUGUUUACCUUUAUCCUUACAGCUUAUGUAGAACUCCAAUGUCUCAUUUCCCUGUUGUCCGUAGGCAUUUGUUUCAUUAUGUUAUCAUAAAAUACAUUGCUCAAGGCCAUAGAGCAUGUUUCCACCUGGAAAAUCUAUGAAUUAUGCUGCUUACUACUUUA
Molecule: messenger RNA, 844 nt
Organism: Theobroma cacao (cacao)
Lineage: Eukaryota; Viridiplantae; Streptophyta; Magnoliopsida; Malvales; Malvaceae
Product: acyl carrier protein 1, chloroplastic-like
Biological process (GO): fatty acid biosynthetic process
Molecular function (GO): acyl carrier activity; phosphopantetheine binding
Source: RefSeq, a predicted model, not a curated record